This is a messenger RNA of Fopius arisanus, 2423 nucleotides long. Its product is annotated as ribonuclease P protein subunit p40. Gene Ontology annotation, cellular component: multimeric ribonuclease P complex; ribonuclease MRP complex; SCF ubiquitin ligase complex. NCBI's taxonomy places the organism in Eukaryota, Metazoa, Arthropoda, Insecta, Hymenoptera, Braconidae. The record is from RefSeq and is a predicted model, not a curated record. The transcript has 2 exons. Gene Ontology annotation, biological process: endonucleolytic cleavage in ITS1 to separate SSU-rRNA from 5.8S rRNA and LSU-rRNA from tricistronic rRNA transcript (SSU-rRNA, 5.8S rRNA, LSU-rRNA); tRNA 5'-leader removal; SCF-dependent proteasomal ubiquitin-dependent protein catabolic process. The coding region runs from base 102 to 1670 and encodes 522 amino acids. Gene Ontology annotation, molecular function: ribonuclease P activity; ribonuclease MRP activity.
ACUGGUGCUGUCCCUGAGGGCUGAGGAUUACCAGAAGCUUGGAAUCGAGGGGAAAGGAUCGUACUUCGAUAGAGUCAAGAAUUCUCGUUACGCCUGUAAAAAUGCCCCGGAAGCAUGAAGUGCCUGCGCUGCAGGAGCUGGCACUCUGCUCCAUCGGCGAAUACGUAACAGACUUCGGUAAAUCCCUAGUCCCUCCGAUCUGCAGCGAAUCACGAACAGAUCCCCGAGGUGGUUCAAAACGUCUGCACAAUCUCUUGAAAUCAAUGAAGCACCGUCUGAGCUCAAGCAUUCCCCGUCACUUGUACAACCGAAUGGCUCUGAAAUCCUUGACUGCCAUUAAACUCCUGAUAAAUGAUCGUCGAAACACUUACAACGAUUUUCAACCGAUCAACGUCUUCCUCACAGAGGUGAGUGUCCUGGUGAAUCUCAUCGAGGUGCUGCUCCAUCACAAUCUGCGCUCGAUGGAGUUCGCUGAGUGGCCGAAGAUAAUGCGCCACGUCCUAUACAACAACCUCGAGAACAUGUCGGGUCUUGAGGUGCUCGACCUUGGCUCAGGCUCCGCUGGUUGGAGAACAUCUGAGAUUGAGAAAUUGAUAAUUAAUGGUGUAUCUCAUAUGCCAAAUCUGUUAUCAUUCACCCUCUGUUCAGACUGCACUGACAACAUCAUCUUCGUGGUGGGUGAGACCUGCAAGAAGCUCAGGGCUCUCGACGUCAUUGCCUCGAGGUCAGUGACAGACAGGAGUAUUCCCUCGAUUCUCAAUUGUCAGUUUCUGAAAGAAGUCAAGCUGUUCAGGACUUCUGUCUCGAUAGGUGGAUUCUCUGAACUUCUCAUGAGACUCCCCUGGCUCGAGAAUAUGGGACGUUGUGACGACGUUGGGGAAGUCUUCGAGGCCAUCUCCCUCAAGGAAAUCAAUCAGGACAAGAGUCUUGCUCUCAAGGUCCUCGAAACUAGAAACGUCACGAUUGAUGAUCUGUUCUUGUUCGUCGACGUAUGCCCCUUCGUCACUAGUGUAUCGAUCAUGUGUGAUGAGAGAACUGAUCUCAGGAUUCUCUCUGCACUGGAGCACCUCCAGGAGCUCAAGCUAUUGUCUUGUGAUUUUUAUGGCGACAAGGUGAAUGAUCUGUUGGAGAUGACCAACUCGAGGAUAAGGAGUCUUCAUCUGGAGCACGUGGAGGAGAUUGACAGGAGUGCUCUGGUAUAUAUUAGUCAGUACUGCCCUGGAAUUAAGAGCCUCACGUUUUAUAAUUGCGAUUUCUCCGAGGGACUCUCCACCCAGUUCAGGGCUCUUAAGGUCGAGCCCUUCAGGCAACUCCAGAGGCUCAAGUGUGUCGCUGAUUGCGCCAGCUGUCAUUUGGAGUUUCUGUUGAGCAACUGUCUGGCGAUUAAAUUUAUUCAGCUUGGAUCCUCCACUGGAGUUGGCGAUUUGACGAUGCAGAAGGUCUUUGCUGUCAAUAAAAUGAGAGAGUUGGAGGAACUCAAGAUUCUUUAUGGUGGGGAUCUGUCGAUGAGGACUGUGAGAUUGAUUAUGGAGAAUUGCGAGGGCCUCAGGCGUCUCAGUGAACUUGAGGGUUGGCAUGGAGUCACUCAGCACGAGCUCGAGGCAUUCAGGGAGGAAUUGAGGGUCAAUAAUGUAGAUUUGGAUACUAGUCCUACUUUGUCACUUGCUUGAGGCUUUUUUUUGACAAAAUAGGUCCCAGAGAAAUAGAGAAUUCCCAAUUCUCAUUUUAGUAUUACAAAGGGAUUAUUCCGAUUUAGCGAUCGAACUUUUAGGGUCAAGUGGUCAGGCACUGAGAGGAUAACCAACAGCUGCUCCAGGAAAUGUCAGGCAGUCUUUAAAUAUUCAGCACCAUAUUCUAUUUUUUCUUUGUAAUCUUCGUAUAACGAUUUAUUGGAGAAUGUUUGUUUUUCUCGCAGUGUAGGAAUGAUUUCGGGAAAUCAAAAUAGGGAAUUGAAACUUUGAAAUCUUUAAUUCCGUCAGAAUGUGAUAGCAAUAACUUUCAUAGUGUUCUCUGUAAAAUUGUUUUUGGAGGCUGUUUUAACAACGAAAUUCAUUUAUUAAUGAUCUACCUAACGAUUUUAUGAUUCACUCGAGUCGUUUCGCCACUUCACUCAUGAAUUAAAGAUCAUGAACAGCUGAGAAUAUUUAUUAUGAUAAUAAAUUUGUGAUAAUUUUAUCGUAAUUAAAAUAACGAUUUCUUUGUGACGUGGAAAUCAGCAGUACUGAGGUGACACAGACUAUUGUUUUCCAUUAAUGUUAAUGAUAACGAAUGCUGGUACUAAUUUAAAUGUUUAUACGGUAUUUUGUACACUAGUCUUCGAGGAAUUUGUACAUGUGGACUGUGAUGACGCUUCCAAUUUUGUUAUUUUUAUUUUAUUUUGUAUAUAAAUAUUUUUUGAUGAUAAAUCGUCAAUGGGGAGUUGA